CACGCAUGUCACAAGUUACGGUUUUCCCUGCUAAUUUCCCUCAGCGCGUAUAAAUACAACACAGUUCCUCCUGGUUCCAUUUCAAACAAUUUUUUUCUUGACAUCUCGCAGAUUUGAAUCCAUGGAGAAAGAGAAUAAACAGUCAAAGCUGAAGAGCAGGAUCUUGAAGAUACUGCCAAAAGCUGCAGCAGCAGUGACAUUCCAGAACCCUCCCUUCAGCCCUGGCCGGGAUCACAAGUUCAAGACCCAUGCCGGAAAAAGCUUCUUCUCCGGCCCCAUGAUUCCCGACGAGGCUAGAAGAAAACCCAGGGAUGGCGGCGCCGAAACUCAAGAGCCCACAUCGCCCAAAAUCUCCUGCAUGGGACAGAUCAAGCACAAGAAGAAGCACAUUAAAAAGGGAGGGCCAAAGACCAUGUCCAUGCCCACACGCGCCACAGAAACCGCGUCUUCCACCACUCCCAGAGACGAAAAGAAACAGCGUACCAAGUUUCAGAGGAUGUUGUUCCCCGCGGGGAAACCGAAAGCUGCGGCGGCGAGGAAACAAUCUGAUGCAGGCGACGACAGAGCGCCGCCGUUGGGUCACAUGAGGCGAUUUGCAAGUGGGCGUGAGACUUUUUCGAAUUUCGAUUGGAAGGCCCAGAUUGCGCCCGAGGAAAGGGAUUGCUAUUCGGACAACGAUGAUAGAGUGGAGAGCGAUGCAGAGGAUGAUGUGGUGAUCCCUUUCUCUGCUCCUCUCGGCGCUGGUGGUGCUCCUUUGCUUAGUGUGCAGCCUCGGAAAGAGAUUAAUCUGUGGAAGAGAAGAACCAUGGCAGCACCUAGGCCUCUUCAGUUGAAUCCUGUGCUCACGGCCAAAUGAUUCACAUUUUUAGGUUUCUUUUCAUUCAUUUCUUUCAUUCUCUAAACUGCACAUCAUCAUACAAUUAGGUUACAAACAAACACUGUUCUUGGUGCCUUUGCCACCAUAUCCAUGAACGCGUAUUUUGUUUCCUUCUUCUUCUUCUUCUUCUUCCCAUCCUCGUGUAUAGAAAACAUGGUUAAUCAUAAAUCAUGGAUUUGAUUUAUUUA
This is a messenger RNA of Vigna unguiculata (cowpea), 1065 nucleotides long. RefSeq lists its product as uncharacterized. The record is from RefSeq and is a predicted model, not a curated record. NCBI's taxonomy places the organism in Eukaryota, Viridiplantae, Streptophyta, Magnoliopsida, Fabales, Fabaceae.